This is a messenger RNA of Penicillium brevicompactum, 747 nucleotides long. Its product is annotated as O-methyltransferase. Gene Ontology annotation, molecular function: O-methyltransferase activity. The transcript has 2 exons. Bases 1 to 747 code for a protein of 248 amino acids. NCBI's taxonomy places the organism in Eukaryota, Fungi, Ascomycota, Eurotiomycetes, Eurotiales, Aspergillaceae. The record is from RefSeq and is a predicted model, not a curated record.
AUGCCGUUUUCAGACAGCAUCACGUCCAAAUAUCCGUCUCUUGGAAAAGUCACCGAUGAUGACGCCGCUCUCUCCCACGAUGGGCGUGAGAUCGCCCUUCUCAGAUAUGUUUACAGCCAUCCCGCCUUAGAAGAGCUCCGUGGCUCGCCUUCCCAAAUUCUUCGCGUGAUGCACGAGUUUGCCGCGCAAGAGAAGUUUUUGAUCAAUGUCGGCCCCGACAAAGGCGAGAAAAUCCAUGGACUGAUCGAAGAGGCUAAACCUACUGUUCUAGUAGAGUUGGGCGGGUAUGUUGGAUAUUCAGCCAUAUCGUUUGCUGACGCCAUGCGCCGAGCCCACGGAAAGAUCAAGCCUGGCUUAAGACUCUGGAGUCUGGAGUUUGAUCCUCUGGUAGCUUCCAUUGCUAUGAGCCUCAUUGAGCUGGCUGGUCUAAGCGAGAUUGUCAAGGUUGUAAUCGGUCCAGCAGCGGAUUCGAUACAAAGGCUUCACGCAGAGCAGACGUUGACGACAAUUGACUUCUUGUUCCUGGACCAUGUGGAGGAUCUUUAUAUAUCCGAUCUCAAGGUCUGCGAACAUCUAGGUCUCUUGAAGCCGGGGUCGAUGGUCGUGGCUGAUAACAUUCGUUUGCCUGGAGCUCCUGAGUAUCUCAGUUAUGUUCGCCAGCACGUUGGCAUGGAGAGUUGGACGCUCAAGGGACUCAUAAUCCCAGGUGAUUAUGAGGAUGAAGUUGCAGUCAGUAAGAUCAUCUAA